AUGAUUUGUAAGGACCAUAGUCAGGCUACUGAAGUCGAAGGAACUGUUAUUGUGGAGGCGAGAUCGAUCAGAGAUAUACUUAGAUGUGUUGAUUUUAAGGUGUCAAAAGGGACUGUUAUCGGGCGAACAGUUGUCAUGAAAGAUGGUUAUAAGCCUGUGACAGAUGACAGAUGCGUUCACAAAUCCAAAGCCGCUGCCUUUUCUUCUUCCUCCUCCCUUUCAGCCGGAGCUUGCGGCUAUGGCUCCUUGGCUCUGAACUUCAAUGGAGGGUUUGUCGCCGCCGCAAAUUCUGAAAUUUUUCGCGAUGGCGUUGGCUGCGGUAGCUGCUUCCAGAUUCGGUGUAGGAAUAGGGAGCUCUGUAAUCGAGCAGGGGUGAAGGUUGUGGUAACAGAGCUUAAUAAGAGCAAUAGCACUGAUUUCGGGCUUGGUGUUCGGGCCUUCGCGGCGAUGGCGCGGCCUGGGAAGGCCGACGGGCUAAAGCGACUUGUGAUCACUGAUGUAGAACACAAAAGGAUUCCCUGCGACUAUCCAAACAAGAACCUAUCGAUACGAGUGGAGGAGAGCAGCCGGAGACCGAGCUUAUUGACGGUCAAACUUUUGUACCAAGGUGGACAAACUGACAUCGUGGCAGUCGACGUGGCACGCGUCGGAUCGCCAGCUUGGCAGUUCAUGACCCGGAGCUAUGGCCCGGUCUGGACCACCAGCCGAGCACCGGGCGGGCCGCUUCAGUUCCGCUUCGUGGUAACGGCCGGGUACGACGGCAAGUGGGUGUGGGCCGAACAGGCGGUGCUGCCGGCCGAGUGGCGUUCCGGCGAGGUGUACGACGCCGGAGUUCAGAUCUCCGAUAUAGCUCAGGAGGGCUGUUCGCCCUGUGACACGCAGGAAUGGCGGUGAAGAUAACGGAGAUGGAUUUUUCCUUUUUUUUUUUAAAUUUUAAAUGUUGAAGUUGGUGACCGUUAACGUAUAAUGUAAAGAAUUAUGAUGCUAAGUACUUUGUUUAAUGUUGUUAAUAGGUAAUUAGGGCUGAUAGCAACGUGUUACCAGCUGGUGGUCUCGCCCUUGUGUUUAAAUAAAGUACGAUAAGCUUUUUAAUUCGUAUUUAAUAUCAAAGAAUUGAUUUAGAA
Dendrobium catenatum is the source of this 1124-nucleotide messenger RNA. RefSeq names its product expansin-like A2. NCBI's taxonomy places the organism in Eukaryota, Viridiplantae, Streptophyta, Magnoliopsida, Asparagales, Orchidaceae. The coding region runs from base 1 to 894 and encodes 297 amino acids. Gene Ontology annotation, cellular component: extracellular region. The transcript has 5 exons. The record is from RefSeq and is a predicted model, not a curated record.